GCCCUUCCCGCCAAUAUGGCGCCCGGUGCGGCCAUGUGUGAGGGACAGGAGGACCUGCAGGUGACCGGCCAUCCCCUGCCCUGUGCAGGCAGGAAAGGAUCUGCUCUGAAGACAGAAUUGUUUUGAGGAAACAGAGCACCAUACUGAAACUCUUAAGAAAAUGGAUAGCCUGGCACAUUGUUGGACCAAUCCUGCUCCGUGUUCCUGUCUGCACGCAGAUAUCUGCACCACAUGGUAAAGCAGAGGAAGAAAAAAUCAAUUACAGGCCAGCAGCACUGUCUAAUGAUUGAAACAGAAGACUGAAAAUGAGUUGUAGUGUUGGCCCUCUGUGAGAGCAGACAAGCUGAGUGGAGGCAUCGUUUGCCAUCUUGGCAUCCAACCUGAAAUCAGACCAGCCCUGCCACAUCUCUACUACCUUUGUGAGGAUGAAGUUAUACCCACAUGGAUCUGGUAUCAGGAUCAUAAAGUGAAGCUGUCGCUCUACUCAGAACAGGUGGACAUAAGUUCUUGAAGAAAACAAACCACAUAUUUUCAAUUGGACGUUAUUCCUAUAAAGUCAUGCUCGGUUCAUGCUGUGAUGAGAAAGUUCUCAAAAGUAAUUAACUACGGAGAUGCAACAGGAGAAACUGUGGUGUGAUGAAGCAUGAAUCAAGGUCUGGGUUCAAAGAAAGCUGCGUGUUAUUCAUGGCCCGCAAAGCUCAGUUUGAAGAAGGGACCAAUGGAAGCAGUUUUACGAAGGCUGUGGACUUUUUAAGCAAUUACUCAGACUAAUUUUCAGGAAGAAAUGUCUGUAAAUAGUCAGAGACUGUAGUCAGUCAUUAACCGCUUUUCAUUUGACUUCAUACAUUUGAUGUCAGAAGGAACAGAACAGAAGACACCAAGUUUAGUAGAUAUACGGAGCAUCACAGUUAUUGUAUGAAGUAACACACAGUUCCAUCACAGGAUUUCCUCACUGUUCAUCACUAUAGCUCUGGUGUUCACCUAAUGCAGCUGAAGACUGGUGAGAAAAAGUACUCUCCUCAUUUUCUAUGGAAUAAGGAAUUCAGAAAGAAUAGCUUCCUAAGAUCACUGUAUCACGUUCAGGUUUUACCUGUAAAACUAAUGUUCAUUAGAUGCUCUUGGCUGUAUUGCUACCCUUGCCAACCCAAGCAUCUUCUGUGACUGAACAAAGAUGUUCCUGUGCCCUUCAGAACCAGACUCUUAAGAAACAUAAAUGCAAACCAGAAUACUUUAAAUUCUUAUAAAUCCUCAGAAUCUGAUUAGGCAGGGGGUAUUUAUUUGGGCAGAUAUUUGAUUUAUAGGUUAAAAUCUCCUGACUUACCAUGUAUUUAAGUAACUUCUACGAAUAUGCUUCAUGCAUAGCUUCCAUAAUAUGACUGCCAAAUAGACAAAAAAGGACUAACACAAUGAAAACCAACCUGCAGCUUUUCUGAAUAAUUACAAUAUUUCUCACUCAUUUAAUCAGUCUGGCCAAAAAACAAAACAGGAAAUAGUUCUUGCAAUUUCAUAUUUAGGGACUAUUUCUUAGUUUGUAUUGAAAAAAAUACAGUGUCAAGUUUAAGGCCUCCAAAUUACAUUUGAAUUAGUUUUGGAUGAAAUAUUAAACCUUGCAGGGCAGGAUGUAAGUGAAAUCUCUGAUUACUAAGAUUUAAGAGGUUUUUUGCACCUUGCUUUGAAACAUCUGGUACUGGAUGUAAUAACAGGCAUCAAAAUAAACGAAACAGCCCCAUGACCUCUUUAUUUCCUGCAUAGGUUGUUCCAGCUACAUGUGAAAAUGAUCUUUCUGUGUUGUUUUUUUUUUCUGCUGACUAGAAGAGUCUGCUGUUUUAUUCUGUGAUCUUGUUUGUCCAACAGAUCUUGGAUGAAGUUGUGUAUGCUCAGAGAUUAUGCACAAUUUGGAACAAGAACCUCCAAAUUUGUUCUAUCUGCUAUAUAUCUGUGUACAUAUCUGCCCUGUGGUCCUUAUAUUUCUGUGGCUUUCAAGCCUCUUCAAAGUUGUGUUUAAUAACCCUAAGAUCUCUUCAUGAUAUAAAACUGAUGCUUCACAGUAUUUGCAGGAAGAGAUUCUUCUUCUUUAAGGUUUAUAUUUCUUUUCUUAACAAGUAAAAGAUGUCUGGUUGUUUUUUUUUCUUCUUUUUUUAAACUAAGACCUGGGUAAUUCUAAAUCUACUCUGCUUUGUUUUCAGAAAAUAAGUUGUUUCCAUUCAGCCAAAUCUGUCUUAUCUCUUCUCUGAACUACUCACAUUUUUACUGGAGGAAGAGUCAGGAAGUCAAUGAAAAGCAUGGUAGCAGUUUGUCCAGAAGCUGGAUAUGAAAACUAUUAAAAAUGUAUUUACUUGCAGCAUUUUAGUGGGGUUGAUAUUUAACGCUUAAUUAUUUCUCUAAGACUUCAAUUAUUUAAUUGUUUACUGUUAAAAAAGUUUAAGCAAACAACAAAGCAUACAUUAUUUUAUCUGGAAUGGCUUGAUUAAAUCUUGUUUAUUUGUUGGGAUAGUCUCCAUAUGAUUUAUGAAAUGUUACAAUAAAUUAUGUCUUUAUUGGGUCUUUGUUGAGGGAGGACAGUGAGGAGGAUUGUUGGAAGAUGAACUUAGAUGAAACUCUUAAGGGGAAACUGGAAGGGAAGAGGAAGAUGUCCACAUCUCCAGGAAUUAUUUUUAUAUGUGACUUAAUAAAAAUACAAGGUCAGUUACUAUAUUGUUUUAAACGUUGGUAACAGUGUAAACAAAUGGAACUAUUAAAUACUAUGUUUCAUGUCUGCUUGGACAGAAAUCUGUGUAAAAUACAAAAAAUUAUUCUAGCAGGUUUUAAUUAAUGAGAAAGGGAAUUCUUUCAAUAUCUUGGAACUCUAAUUAGUCCCCUGCAAAAAAUUAGCUGAACUCUUGUGAGCACCUCUAGGCUUCUUCUGGUUGUCACUGAUAAGCAUUCAGAAGUAUUCACGAAGUAUUUUAUUUACACACAACAACAGAACUUUCUAUCUUCCCUGCCUUUUUCUACUUUUUUUAUCUGUUGCCUUCUGAUAAAAAGCAAUUUUUUUACUUCCUUCAAGAUCAAAACCUAUGUCCUCAGAAAUGGAAAGUACAAGGAGCUGCUGUAAAGACUCCAUUCUGCUUGUUUAUUUUGUCUUCCUCGCCACCAGAAGCCAUCUGGAUGUUGCUUUGAAAUAGAUGGAUUAUGGAUGAAGUUAUCAGAAAGGAUUAGUGUGAUUAGAAAGACAUUAAUCCUGUCAAGAAGUAAUGGUCAAGUAUUAACCACAAGCAGUUGGUCCUAGAGUCAUGUUUGUUUUCAUUCAUCCCAUUCCCACUCUCUCAUUCUCAUUUUGUAAUUGCAUGCCAUAGAAAAGACCUGGCUAAGCAAGUUCUCCUGGUGAGGCUGGGAAGCUCCUCUAACAGUUACAUUGAGAUGAUUAUAUUACAGUCAAGCAUCAUGAAAGUGAAGUGCAGGCUCCACUAAUGCUGCUUGAUCGGGCAGGCAGGCUGUCUCAUAGCUUUUUGUCAAGGUCAGUGCCUUCAAGUUUCAAUAUGGUAAUAAUCUCCAUUUCCACAGCUCAAGUCAUUUAAUCAUCUUAAAAUGCUUCACUAAUAUAAAAAUCUAUUAUACAGGAAGGCACUAUUUCUCUUCUACAAACAAGGAAACAGCAAAAUUAAGGCACUUAUUUGAAGACAAAUAAUUUGUAGUGAAAAUUGGAAGCCUGAAGCUAUCUCUGUUCUGUCAUGGACCAUCAGGACUUCCCUCAUCAGUGCCCAGGCUGCUUCAUUUCCAUGGACGUACCAUUUAUAGAGAAAUAUCUUGCAACAAUGAAAAUAAGACACUUCACAGUAAUAAAAGAAAGAAAUAAGGAGCCUUCUCUGAUUCUUUCUACAGCUUGAUGCUUGAUUGUGCUCUUAGUCUCCAGUAGAGUUAAAACAAUUUUAGCAGCAGGGAUCAGAAUGACCUUUUCUUUCCAGGAUAUUCUUUCCUUUCUUCUAACACAACAGAAUACCAACAGAGCUAGGCACUGCUAUGACUGUGACAGAGAAGUCUGCUGCUGACAUCAUACCUUACAGUGACAGUGGUACUGCUGGGAAUACUGUAGCCCAUCCCUGCUUCACCUGCAUGGUCUUGUUUUACUUAAAGUGAUACAAUUUUUUAAUCUCCAGAUGUCAUAUCACACUGCACAGGAAAAAAAUGCCUCCUGCUCACACAUGCACAAACACACUAGCUGGCACAUCUGUCGGUCUCUAUCUGUAUACAUGUCACACAAGAAUCACAGAAUCACACAGUCACAGAAUCAUAGGAGUUGGAAGGGACCUUUGGGACCCGAAGCAUGUUCCCUAGAGGAGGUUACACAGGAAAGCGUCCAGGCAGGUUUUGCUAAAGACAGUGGCAUCUUAAAGGUGUUAAUCGUGAUGGAAAAUCUUGCCCUCUGUCUUCAAAUAACAGCAAAUAAGAAUGUCAGAAAAUCUAGCUGUCUGCAAUAUGCUAUUUGCAGUAAUUAUGUUUAGUUUUACAGGUAGGCUUCAGGAAAAGAAACUGAAAUGAAUAAAUCUACAUUUCUAGCCCAUCGUGACAUGCAGUUUUUUUGAGCAGGAACUCAAAUAAUGCAUUGUACUUUAUUAGUGUGCUAUAGGGAAUGUGUUCUUACAAACUAAUGCAAAACAGGCAGGACUUUGCUCAGCAAACAGUGAACAUCAAUGUCCAAUGGCUGUUCUGUCACUACUUCCUCUCCAGUAAUCCAACACGUGAAGCCAAAGUGACAAUCUGUGAAUGCUGGAAGGAACAAAGAGUAACCUUUGAUCACUGACUAACGAAGGGGACCUGAGACAUUAUACUGUAGCACACACAGAAUUCAGGCUGGCAGAUUGACUUUAGCUGUUUUGGUAAAAUAUUUCCUAAAUUCAGCUGUUGGAAUGCAAAUAAAAAUAAACUAUCUGUUAAGUAUGGAUGUGAAGCUUCCAUCUAUGGGAAGCAUGGAAAGAGCCAAGAAUCUCAAUGAUACUUGAUUUUCUGUUCAGACAGUUCUUUCAAGUAUUUUUAGAUUAAGAAAAGACCAGAAGGAUUUGGUAUAUAAAUUCAGAUUAUAAAAAAGUCAGAUUUAUUCAACUGUUCAUUGUUCACACAUGGCUCUAUCCUAAGGAAACAGAAGGGUUUCAGCCAGCUCCUCAAACUUCACAUGCCAUUGCCAUUUAUUUGCAAGAGAUAAACUAUUUCAUACUUAGAAGACUGCAGAGGAAUUCUGCCAGGUCACAAACUAUUUUGACCCCAUUUGUAAUUAUAUCAGUGCUCUCCACACUGCCUUCACUUUGUGAUUCCAGAUGUCUGUCACACAUCAGUAUAUCCCUACUGAUACCGACAAAAUAAUUUGUAUGGAGUUGGUCCAACUUUGUCAUUAUGACAUGAAAAACUCUGCAGCACAUCAUUUUCACUGGAAACAGUUCGUACCAGUAAGAAAAAACACCAGAAGACCACCAUUCCUGAAUGUGUUUAAAAACCAUUUGUAUGUGGUACUCAGGGACAUCAUUUAGUGGAGGCUUGUUAGUCAGGGCAGCAUGGGUAGGUUGUGGUUGGACUUGAUGAUCUUUAAGAUCUUUUCCAACCUGAGCAAUUCUAUCAUUCUAUGAUUCUAUUAGAUCUGACUACUAGAUAUGAUAUCUCUAAAUACAUGUGGCUACAAGAAAAUGUUAGUUUAUAAUGUACUGAAACCUCUGAAAAUAUGGAGAGGGGAUUCACAAGGUCUCCUAAGGAGGUAGAAUGAAAUUUUCCUCUACAAGCUCACACAAUCUUAAAGCACCAUUUGGAGAACUUUUGGGGUAGUUCUGCAAUACAAUAGAGAUAUGGAUAAUUUAAGGUAGUUCCUGGUGUUGGGUGAGCUUGCUCUCUGACCACUUCUUACCUAUGAGUAGAACUUCCCAUUCACUUUCAUUCAAGUACAGUUCUGCUUUUCAUCUGAAAACUUUAUACAUUUAUUUCCUUAAGUUAUCUCCGUAAAACUCUCAUCUCUAGAUGAACUUUCUCCUCAUGUAACUGUAGAUAACAUAUCCUAGGAAAGGGCUAACACCUUGUUCUCACCAGGGUGAAAUUUAUUACUGUUGUUUUUCUAUUAUAGUGAUACACACAACAGGUGAUUCAGACAUGGGAUGAUAUACAUGUUUUAUGUUACCAUUCGAGUAUCUCAGAUUUUCUCACACUAACCCAACAGAAUGUUCACUCUCUUCUGCUGGGUAGUCCUGUUCCUGAGUGCCAGUAGUUUUCUAUUGCACUUUAUUAAGCCCCAAAGCCCAGCUUGGCAACUGCAUAAACAUAGGAACAGUGACUGAUAUUUAGAGAAGAAUGACUAGAGGGAAUAGUUUAACUCAUACAUAGCAGAGAAGACCCAAAACAAAACUGACCAGAAGUUCAUAUUGUCUAUCCUUUCCCAUUCAAUCUUCAGUUCCAGGAAAGGAUUAGAAGAAAUAGCACUGAACAUACUGUCAUUCAUACCAGCCCAGUACUAUUGUGUGAAUGAAUUUUAGCUAGCUUCUUGGUUUACAUUUCAUAACCUUGUAUCUCCCUUAUGAAUGGACAUUAUGUUGACUAUAACAGUCACAGAUUUAUAUCCAUGGUAGAAAUUUCAGAUCGCAAAAUUCAGUUCCAGCCUCUGAGUGUUCGGGUCAAAUUUUUUCAUCCCUAGCAAACUGUAAACCUAAGUAGUAAAAUAGACAAAUAAAUUCCAGUCUGUGGUGUAUUAUCAGUUUCGUCUUCAGCUAACAGCAAGCAAAACAGUGCACAGCACAAUUUUCCCAAGCCCCUGGCCCAUCUCACAGCAUAACUAAACCCUAAACUCUCAAAGAAUAUUCUGUUGCACAGAAGUUAUUUAGGGUAUGUCUACCCAGGCAACUGCAGACAGACAGGGACAUGCUCCGUCUUCAGCCUGAGCUGCCAAGACUGGUCCGGAAGCUGUGGAGCCACAUCAGCUCUUCACAUACGGACUUGGGAGCAAAGCCACACUAAUGCGGCUCUGUGGCUUCCGGCACAGAGCUGGUGCAGGUCUGCAUGGCUUGGCUCAUGGGCUGAGUGAGCUCACAUCUGCCUGCACCCAGCGUGUCUCCACGUCUUACAAAGUUCAUGCAGUUGUCAGCUCUUCAAAUAUAGCUGACAGGUUCUGGUAUGUAGCAGUAGAGCUGAACAAGAACAGAAUUCCAUAAAUCAGAAAGAGGAGUAUUUUUCAUGAGUGGGAUGUUAAAAUGCCAAUGCCUUCCCCUAAUCAAAGAACUGAAAAAAAAUUUUAUAUAUAUAUAUAUCUACACAUAUAUAUAUGGGUAAAAGGGUACGAUGAUGGAGUAGUUUCCUAACUAAAUACUAGUCUUUAACAACAUGAAUAAGAAUGACCCACUCAGGAAUCUGAGCAGAAGGAUAAGGGAUUACCAGAACUGAUGGCAUUAUGGACAGGAAUCCCCUUAAAGACAGACAGUUCUAUAUUUAGCAUAUCGUAUUUAAUUCAGCCAACAAAACCCCAAAAGUAUUAAACAUUUAUUACUAUCCCCAAAUGAACCUUCAAAUACAUGUCAUUUUUAUUAGCAUACAUCUGCUUGUAUUAGGAACAAUACACUUAAAGGAAAGAGCUUUACAUUUUUCUAAAAUCCAGCUCAAAUUGGUUAUUUAGGUGUGACUAUAAAGGGAACAAUCUUUCCUUAAUAGAUUCUGCACAAGGAAAAGGAUCAAAUCUCUGCUACACGUUAUUUUUCUUAAUUAUCCAAAAAAUGGUUAUUGUUAAAUAAAUUUAAAAUCUAAUAAUUAUUCUGAGAUCAGAACGAGAUAAUUAAAUUCCUGUAAGGCCUGUGAAACUAUACAUCUGGAUACAGGGAAAAAAAUAAUCUGUUCACUUCUAGUAUCAUCUGGACGUAAUACCCACAGGCUGCAAGCCUUGGUCUUCUCAAACCUGCCUUUCCCAGACUCCUGGGCACAAGGGCAGAGAUGCUCAGCAGGGGGUGGGCACCAUGUGAGUUACUGCACUGUGAUGGUCGGAGUGCCAGACCUGCACACAGCCAGCCCUUGUGCCGGCCAUUGCUGGCACUGGGAGUGUUCACUUUAAGCAAAUUUGAGAUGCUAUUGAUGGGAAAACUGGGUGUUUGUUUCUUUCUCAGUCUUUGUUUAGUGUAGAGUACAAAGAUAUUGGCAUUCGAUUUAAAUUUCAAGCACUCGGAACUUCAGAGAAACUGAAGUGAUGAACAGAUAUCUCUGAUAUUCAGUUUGUCCUGAAAGCAAUACUGCAGGUGAAGGAUAGAUGUGGGCGGAGGGGGAGGGGAUGGGAAGAGCUUUUCGUUAACUAUACUGAGUGAGAGUUAGAGAUCUUGUGAUUUUCUGGUAGGUAACACUACUAGGAAAAGCCUCAAAGGCCUCCAGAUGUGCUACUACUGCACUGGAGCGGCUGCUAACACUCCGCUAACAACUCUGGCUCUUCCAGACAGAGCCAUCUCCUGGCUGAAGCCAGGAAAUUCAUUAUCUGGAGAGAAGGCUGGUUAACAAAUCUGAGCACCUCAAACAAGCUGAUCAGCAGAUCGUAGCUAAAGACCCAUGCUUUUUAAAACGUAUCAGGGCAGGAUGCACUGAGAUCCACCUCUGUCACUGCUGUGAAUGUGUGUGCUUGCUUGAAAACCUGAGAUAUUUGCUGAAACCUUUUGGAUAUACAAGAGAAAAUGAAUGGUUUGCAUUGCAGUAAUCAGCAGAAGAGAAUCAAGGCCUGUUGCAAAGAGAAUCAGAGACUUCAGGUCUGCAGAUGAUCUUUCAGCUUUGUUCAGUCUAAGACAGCGUAUGUGUUCAACCAUGAAUUCAUGUUUGGCCUCUACUCUCUCUCAGCUCUCUUAUUAUUCCCAUUUCCAGUAUUAAAAGUAGUAUCCCGUGUUUGUUUAUACAUGUAAGAAACACUGUGCAUCUGGUAACUGCAGGGUCUAAAAUCUGAUCUUGUAGCAAACACCUACCAAAUAUUCCUAGGGCAGACACAAACUCUGUCAAACCAUUUAUCUUUCUUUAUGUUGCUUGUGUAGCUAUUGCCAUGCAGCUACCUGUUCUCACCACAGCAAACUCUGUAUAUCACGCACUUAGUGGCUAGUAACAGGGAUGAGCAGGGCUAAAACUCUGAGCAAGGAUGGGGGCAAGCAAAAUAUACUUCUUUUAGAGCAUUGUAUGAUGCUAUGAAGCUUGCUUAUGUAACCAGAUAACUGAAAUAGUAUCAACUUCCAUCCUUAAUGAAGGCCCACAUCAUGCCAACCCCAAAAGCUCAUGUGGGACUCAAACUGGCUCGCUAGUUUUACUGGCAGUUGCUUUUCAAGACUUAUGUGUAUCCAGAAAAACAAAAAGUAAAACCACAGGUGACGGGAGACGUCAGAAAUAGGUAGAGCACUUCCAGGUGCUGUGACGUAAGUGCAUAAGCUGAGGAACAAUGCAGCGAAGAAACAAUCUCCUGAUGUCUGACUGAUUUCUCUGGUGUAUUUUUUGUUUGCAGAACCCCCUGAAAUUUCAGAAAGGGUUAGUUUGUUAUGCAGGGAGUUACACUCAUGCUGUCCUACAAGGAAAGCUAAUCCCUUAUAAGUUCUCUUCUUUAAGUUACUUCUCUUCCUUCCUUAGGAAACUGAAUUCAUCAAUUCUGUGUACAGCUCAGAGAUUCCCUGCUGACAGAUCCGUAGGUAACGUACAGCAACAACAGGCUGUGUCAGAGCAGCUCUUUUACACUGAACUGCUCCCUCCCCCUGCAUAUCAAAACCCACAAGGGAAUCUCAAGAACGAAAUGUUUUAGGGAAGGCAUGCAACUCUACUCUCUUCUGUCCUUAGCACAUCACUACCUCAUGUUACAUUUAUGUUUUCCUAGGAAAACUCUCCUUCUAUCCAAAAGAUCUUUUAUCUUGCAUUGAUGUUUUCUAACAGUGUGGGACAGAACCAGGCAUGAGUUGAUGGUCACAUUGGCAGUGUUAGAUAUGCAAGCACACGAAUCGGCUUCAUUCUGUGGAAAACCUUGGGAAGUUGGAUGCAAAGGUGGCAUUUAAAAAUAAAAUUAGCACUGGAUUUGUGUUUUAACUCUCAGUGAUCUGAAGUCUAGAAACACAUCUUUUUGAAAGAUGAGUUUUUGACAUAUCUAUUAGGUUCCAGAAGCUGAGGCUUCAAGGAAAGGCACCAAAUAUUACAAGAUCUGUUAAGGUAAAGAUAGCUUUGCUACUCUUCAUCACUUCUUAUCUCUUCUCUCAGCACUGUGUACAUGAAAGGGCUUUUGUCCAUCUUACCGGUAUUCGGUUGUUAUUGUAAUCAGCUGGAAGACAUACAUUUAAAGGGGAGAGAAGCUUUCCAAAGGCAGCUGGUUGAGCAUCCUGAGCCCUGGGAUCUAGAUCAUUAACUCUGGCACCAGCGAGGUGGCACCAUUCAAGCUUCCACCUUUAAUGUAUUAAGAAACCACUUUCACUUCCACCUGAAGCCGGGCAUACAUCAGUAACUCACUGGACAUACACUUUUUUCCCCAGUAUUUCUCACUCUGCAGCAGAUUUCUCAAAGCACUGCAAAAGAUUAUAAACUAACUGUGCUUUUUCACCUUCUUUGUGUGGUGCAUUAUUUCAAUUGCUUAAAUUUAAGGCAGUCUUUUUGGUACGGUGGGGUAAAUGUUUUCCAAACACUUAACUUCUAUUUCUGUAGUACCUGUAUGAACUAUUAGGGAAAUGUUCCUAUUGAUUAAAAAAGACGGUCAUAGCUCUACUUUAAAUAUAAAUGUACAGCAGUUCCUGGCUCUCCAACAUUGAUUCAGUUAAAAAACAGUGGUGACUGCAUGUAUUAUUUAAGAAACUUCAACGGUUAUUGGAACAAGCAUUGUCUUCGCUUACCUUGAGACAACCAGGGGGAGAAUCAACAUUUUCAGCAUCCUCAUCAGUAACUCACCGGGAAACUGGAAAUAACUAAUUUCCUGGAAAUACACAGAGAGAUGCUUAGUGUUUUGAGGCAGCCUGCCCGUGUGAGUCCUGCUACAGCUGUGGGUCAAGUGGUAUGAGCAGGUAAAAUCUGCAGCUCUAGUAGGUAAGGUGGCCAAGACUGUACACUUUAAAAGACUGUUUUUAAAUUAAUUAAAUUACAUACUGUGUUGUAAUUCAACAAAAACACACACACAGUAUUUUUCAUUCCUUUGCAAAGGAAGACAAAAAUGAAAUAUGCUGCCUCCCAGGGACUACUGUGAAUAGGUUGCCCUGAUUAAUCCCUUUAUUCUGCAUUUUAUGUGUUUUGCUAGAUGUGUAUGAAGCUACUGACCGGACACAAAAAGUGUUCAGACUGCAGUUAGGGCAGCAGAACAGAUAACUGUUUUAAGCUAUUUUGUUUACUAAAUGCCAUCAUUUUUAAUUGAGAUUUACAUUGUGUGCUCAAAGCAUUCAGCAGUGCCUGUUGUCCUGUUUACUGACAGAUUGGUACAGCAGUAAGAAACAAGUACCUGCAAAGAGCUUAGCUGAAGUACACUGGAGGAGAAAUCCCCGAGUGACUUUAAUAGCAUGGUCUGUUAACGAUGGGAGAUCUCGUAUUUAUUAACAUCAAAUACCAUCAGUGUAGCACAAACAUCUGUACCGCCAUACACCUGAUGGUGAAAAUCAUUGCCAGCAUUUUCUUUAGAUGUACACAUUCCAAACUAAUAUAAAAUCCAACAGCAUACUGUUUUUAACAUUCAUGUAGCUUAUUAUUCAUACUCAUGUUGUUACAGUGGGGCUGUGCUGGAUUUAUUAGUGUCCUAAAGACCAGAACCUUUGCCAUACACACUGCCUGAGAACUGUGAAAAGCCCCAAAGAGCAGUGUGUAGAUUAACAAACAAAUCGAAUCACACAAAUUGAACAAGUACACGGAUGUGGUUUUUAUCCUGAAAAAUCCAUCCUGAAGUUCCACAAGUUGCUGUGCCUUUUGUUAUGUAAGUAUUUUCCCCGCAGUGAUGCACUCUGCGGUGCCACACGUACCUGCUGGGAGAGCCGCCUUGUCCUGAGGAAGAACCCGAGGAGACAGCCAAUGGUGACCGACAACACCGAGAGGAUGAGCAAACCAUUCCUUUUACAAACAUCCUUGAUCCGAGCGAGGAUCGCAUCCAGAGCCACCGCCAUGGUGUCCUCCGUGCUCCUUGGAGAGGAAUCAGCAUCCCAUGGAGAGAGAAUCCACUCACUCCUCUUGUUGGAGAGGAACAGACCUCGCUCUGUAUAGAUCAGAUCAAAGCACUUCAGUUCUGCUUAGCUGACCUGCAAGGUCACUCCUCUGCCAAUCGCCACCAAGCAAGCAGCUGGCAUUAUUGUUCCAAAUUAAUACCGACAAUCCUAUUAUCGACUACAUCAUUAAGAGCCUGCAAGAAGAUUAGGGGGCUCUGGAAAAUUAGAACGGAAUGCAGUAGUAUUUCUAAAACAAGACUGCUUCAAAACAAAGUGACAUGCUCAGAGUGCAUUCCCUGCUCUUCCCAGUUUGGGGUCUGACCAUCCACCCCUAUAAGGAGCAGCGUAAGUCAUGCACACCAACACAGAGAAGGAACGUUACCGCAUUGUUUUUCUGUGCAGGGCAGAGGGGGUGACAUCUUGAACUGGACUAUCACAACAGGGCAAGCCAGGUAAAACUAGACUUCAUUAAUUAAAGCAGGCUUGGAUUUUUUUGUUUUGCUGACCAAAACAAGACUGAAGGUGCAGCGUAAGAACCACGCAUCGAUCAGAAACCAGCGGUACGCUGAAACACGGGAGGAAAGCUGCUGGCAUUUGGCAUCUAUUAUCCUGGAAGCAAAAUGAUUUCACUUUUUCUUCCACCACUCUGUUGAUUAGAGUAGGGCCAAUUUACUUUCAGAGGAUUAUCAGAGUAAGCCACGGGGACUGCUUUCCUUUCCUUCACCGUGUGCACUCAGUACCAAUGCUGUUAUGAGCAGAAAUACAGAGCCACGACUGCUCACCGUGCUGCGCUCACUGAAAUGCUGCUGCACAGCCCGAGCUACUCAGAGAUCGUUCAGUAUUUUUAUGGAAAAUACUCCACAGAACAAAUUUGGGUAUUUGCAGUGGUUUGUUUUAUAUUGCAAGGCAGGGUGUGUAGGUAUGUGCUCAUGUGUGAGCAAAGGGGUGAGUGAACAGUGAGUUCAAGGGUCAGCAGAUAGUCCUGGAAGCUCAAAUAGAACACUGUAUGGUCUGUAAGACAUAUGGGCACACAUGCGCACAUCCACAAAACAGAAGAGAAAUAUAUGGAUUCUAUGUGGUGAAUGGGAGUGCUGACAAAACAACACAAUCAUGUAAAAUUUUAUUAAUGCUUAUGCAAGAAAGUACUGAACCCAUACUGCCAUCUCAGUGCAGACACAAUGCUGCCGCUACGGUAUGCACACAGGCACCUUCCAGAUGAAGCAGUGCACCAGGAGCGCUUCCCGAGCUGAGCGCUGCCGGCACUGCUGGCCCUUCAGACGACCUUCUGAGCCCCUCACGGCCCGCGAGGCCCGGCCGAGGACUGCCUGUUCCCAAACUAGAAGAUACAAUUAGGAGAUACCUGAACGCCCAGAAACCUCUUUUAAAUGAUGACCAGUUCAGGAAAACUGAAGAACUUGCUCAUCAGUUUGAAAAGGGAAUUGGAAGAGAGCUGCAUGAGCAACUGGUUGCUCAAGACAACCAGAACAAGCAUACUAGUUACAUCACAGGUCCCUGGUUUGAUAUGUACUUAAAAGCACGUGAACCUGUUGUUCUGAAUUUUAAUGCAUUUAUGUCUUUUAAUCCUGACCCAAAAUCUGAAUAUAAUGAUCAGCUCAUACGAGCUACAAACAUGACUGUUUCUGCUAUACGUUUUAUGAAGACCUUCAGGGCUGGUUAUCUUGAACCAGAAGUUUUUCACCUCAAUCCUGAAAAAAGUGACACUCAGCUCUUCAAGAAAAUUAUCCGGUUUGUGCCUUCGUCACUCUCUUGGUUUGGUGCUUACAUGGUCAAUGCAUAUCCUCUAGAUAUGUCUCAGUAUUUCAGGCUUUUCAAUUCAACACGGCUGCCUAAACUCAACAGAGAUGAGCUUUAUACAGAUGAAAAGGCAAAACAUUUACUGGUACUGAGAAAGGGGAAUUUUUAUAUAUUUGAUGUCCUUGAUAAAGAUGGAAAUAUGCUGAAACCUUCAGAAAUACAAGCACACUUGAAAUACAUCCUUAGUGAUAACAGUCCAGCCUCGGCCUUACCUCUUGGCUACCUCUCCAGUGAAAACCGAGAUACGUGGGCAUUGCUGAGAAAGGAUCUGCUGGAUAAUGGCAAUGAGGAAGCUCUUCGAAAAAUAGACUCUGCUGUGUUUUGUCUCAGUUUAGAUGAUUUUCCCAUUAAAGACUUUGUGCACUUGUCUCAUACUAUGUUGCACGGAGAUGCUGCCAACCGCUGGUAUGACAAAUCCUUCAAUCUUAUCAUAGCUAAAGAUGGCACUGCAGGAAUUAAUUUUGAACAUUCCUGGGGCGAUGGUGUGGCUGUGCUCAGAUUCCAGAAUGAAGUCUUUAAAGAUAGUACCGAAAUACCAGCUGUGAGCCCUCAGUCCCAGCCUGCUUCAGUAGACUCUUCCACAGCAGUACAGAAACUUGAGUUUAAGCUGAACGAUGCCUUAAAAGCAGGAAUUACCAAAGCAAAACAGAAUUUUGAUGCCAGUGUAGAAGGACUGUCUCUUAAUAUGAUUCAGUUCCAUGAAGGGGGCAAGGAACUGCUAAAGCAGAAGAAGGUAAGCCCAGAUGCUGUGGCUCAGCUUGCCUUCCAGAUGGCUUUCCUUCGGCAAUACAAUCAGACUGUUGCUACUUAUGAAUCUUGUAGUACCGCAGCUUUCAAACAUGGACGCACAGAAACUAUACGUCCUGCCUCUAUCCAUACAAAGAAAUGUUCGGAGGCUUUUGUCAGGGAACCGUCCAAGCAUAGCACAGAAGAGCUUCAGGAGUUGAUUGUGGAGUGCUCAAAGUACCAUGGCCGUUUGACAAAAGAAGCUGCUAUGGGUCAGGGAUUUGACCGACAUCUGUUUGGGUUGCGCUAUUUGGCCUUAUCCAAAGGUAUUGCACUGCCUGAUUUCUAUCAAGACCAAGCCUAUGCUCGGCUUAAUUACAACAUCAUUUCUACAAGCACGUUGGUUAGUCCAGCUGUGCAAUUAGGAGGAUUUGGCCCAGUGGUGCCUGACGGCUUUGGACUAGGAUAUCAAGUACAUGAUGAUUGGAUAGGCUGCAAUGUUUCCUCUUACCCAACUAGGAAUGGUAAAGAAUUCCUUCAGUGUGUAUACAAGUCACUAGAAGAUAUUUUUAAUGUUUUAAAAGGCAAGAAGGUUGGUAGUUAGUUAAUAAAAGAGCUGGAACACUUUAUGGUUGUGGUAGAAAAUGCAGACUUUUUCUAAUUGGCAGUACAUACCAACCAGUGUUCAAUGUGACAAACUACUAAGCUCAGUUGGCUUCAUUUAUCUUCAUUGAACUUGAAUAUUAUGUAGCUUCAGUUUGAUUUUUUAAUGUAAAAAAGUCAAGCACAGACCUUGAGUAUGCAUUUCAGGAAAUAAAAACAUUCACAAUGUUGAAAUGAAGUAGUGGAGCCAUCUAUUGAAACAGACAGACACAUUCUUAAAAUGCACUUAGAAUAAAAAGCACUGUUAACAAAUUUAUGAACUCAAACAUCUUUGCUGUGAGUUCCAGACAGACAGCAGCACCUUUAAACUGUUCGACUUUAAAAUAAUACAAGCAAUAGAGUUAAAUCUGAAAGAGUGAUUCUGAGCACUUUCAGUAAGCUUACUUACAAAGUGGUCACACUUACUUUUCUCUUUAAACUUGAAUGAAUAUCGGAACUGGUUGUACCUCAAUAGCUUGAAGCCUUUGCAAUGUAGCAACUUUUUGAGAAAUGAAAAAUGAAGUGAGAGGCUUUAACUAACCUGCCAUCACCCACUGCAUUGUUAAAUUGACUGGAAAAAACUGUGAUGUAAUAAAGCUAUCUACUAGUAA
Messenger RNA from Gallus gallus (chicken), 15898 nucleotides. It is a transcript of the gene CPT2, whose product is annotated as carnitine palmitoyltransferase 2. The transcript is spliced from 10 exons. Gene Ontology annotation, cellular component: mitochondrion. NCBI's taxonomy places the organism in Eukaryota, Metazoa, Chordata, Aves, Galliformes, Phasianidae. Bases 13627 to 15249 code for a protein of 540 amino acids. The record is from RefSeq and is a predicted model, not a curated record. Gene Ontology annotation, molecular function: carnitine O-palmitoyltransferase activity. Gene Ontology annotation, biological process: fatty acid beta-oxidation.